This is a messenger RNA of Akanthomyces muscarius, 897 nucleotides long. RefSeq lists its product as uncharacterized. NCBI's taxonomy places the organism in Eukaryota, Fungi, Ascomycota, Sordariomycetes, Hypocreales, Cordycipitaceae. The transcript has 2 exons. Gene Ontology annotation, biological process: nuclear polyadenylation-dependent rRNA catabolic process; U5 snRNA 3'-end processing; nuclear polyadenylation-dependent mRNA catabolic process. Gene Ontology annotation, cellular component: nuclear exosome (RNase complex); cytoplasmic exosome (RNase complex). The coding region runs from base 1 to 897 and encodes 298 amino acids. The record is from RefSeq and is a predicted model, not a curated record.
AUGCCACGAGAAGUGGAGCCGUCGCUCAGCGAAAGGACAUUCGUCACGCAGGCGUUGGCUGAAGGGCUGCGUCUGGACAAUCGCAAGUUUGAACAAUAUAGGUCACUAAAGCUCACAUUUGGCGAUGAGUAUGGCAUUGCUGAAGUGCAAUUCGGCAAGACAAAAAUCAUGGCGAAAGUCUCAGCAGAAGUCACCGUACCAUUCUCAGAUCGCCCGUUUGACGGCGCCUUCACCAUUGCCUCCGAGCUCAGCCCAAUGGCCGCGCCCUCGUUCGAGGUGAACCGGCCUACAGAAACAGAGGUUCUCCUAUCCCGCCUCCUCGAAAAGACCAUCCGCCGCUCCGGCGCCCUCGACACCGAGUCGCUGUGCCUGAUUGCCGGCCAAAAGUGUUGGUCGGUGCGUGUGGACCUGCACGUUCUGGCGCACGACGGCAACCUGCUCGACGUGUCUUGCCUGGCCGUCGUCGCGGCCCUGCGGCACUUUCGCAAGCCCGAGACUACGAUGGAGGGCGGCGUGUUGACCGUCUACACGCCCGCGGAGCGCGAGCCCGUGCCGCUGAGCUGGCUGCACUCGCCGUUUUGCGUCACGUUUAGCUUCUUUGGCGAGGGCGGCGGCGACGACGACGAUACAAAGGUGCUGCUCGACACGACGUGGCUGGAGGAGCAGCUGCGGACGAGCAGCUGCACGUUUAGCAUGAACAAGCACGGCGAGAUUUGCCAGAUUUCCAAGCUGGGCGGCGCCGCGGUUGACGCGCCGCUGUUUGUACACUGCGCGCAGACGGCACUGAACAAGACAAAGGAGUUUACGGACAUGUUGGACAGAAAGCUGGUCGAGGACGCCAAGCGCAGGGACAAGGGUGGCUUAAUGGCGGAGUUGACAGCAGAAAAUGAUAGAUGA